Messenger RNA from Schistosoma haematobium, 7280 nucleotides. RefSeq lists its product as uncharacterized. Bases 4222 to 5208 code for a protein of 328 amino acids. Gene Ontology annotation, biological process: protein modification process. Gene Ontology annotation, molecular function: biotin--[biotin carboxyl-carrier protein] ligase activity. Lineage: Eukaryota; Metazoa; Platyhelminthes; Trematoda; Strigeidida; Schistosomatidae. The record is from RefSeq and is a predicted model, not a curated record. The transcript is spliced from 9 exons. Gene Ontology annotation, cellular component: cytoplasm.
AUCUGUUCAAGGUCGUGGCGAUAAAAUGGGGGAGGUUUAAAGGUCGAUCGCAGCGUGUGUGGAAGUCCGUUAUAUGUAUGGGAUUUCAAUUGUACUUUUUGUCAUCAGAAAAUGUUUUAUAGCUAGACGCAAUCCCCAUAUGGCGUAAAGAAUAGUCAUUCGUAAACUGUAAUACUACCCUGAUCUUACAUUAAUUAUUGGCUUCAUCAUCACGAUUGAGUUUGAAAUUGUUACGAGACGUCUUAUAUUUGCAAUAGUUGAGAAUGCUAGCAUCUUUACUUGGCAUUACUUCUGCCAAGUUUUGUGUGAGAAUUUAUUGACAUCACCUGUUUGUUAAAAGUAGUAUACAAGUUUGUUCUGUCACAAUUGUUGUUGACAUUCUUAAUGAAUCGACUUCGAUGAUGAAAGCUCAUUGCUAGAAACUGAUAUAUUUAUUGUGACUGAUUUUUCGGUUAUCGUUAGUACCAUUUUUACUGAACAUGUUAUAAAUAAAGUGGAAUAAUUAUAAUACCUGGAUGUUAGGAUUUAUUUAUUUAAACAUAAUCAUUGGUACAAGAAGGCACUAAAUAUAUAUGCGUCACAUAAAUCAUUUGAUUUGUGCGAGGGCUGGAAUACUGCCCGAAAGCGCAAACCGAAUCAGAUGAUUUUCUUAGAGGGCUACGUACCGAGCCUUUGGCCUCCAGAUCUAAUCCACGAGGCAGUGGAGCAACGUCAGGAGAUGCAGUUCCAUGGUAGUCGGUGACCAACAAUAGGUUCAUACGCCACUUGUUCCCUCAGGAUACUGGAGCCCACGUGCACCAGUGGUUUGGAUUCAGAGUUUUUCAACUCCCCUAGGUGGAUCCUCCAUAUCCACCGAACCCAUUAAAGAGCCGGACAUUCGCUUAUUGUCAUAUCAAUUUCGUGAGAAAACACCCUCGCCGCGAGAAGGCAGUGAGUAGGACUUCCUUGGCAACAGCUGUAUACGUGUGACCAUGUGAGAGCAUUUUGAGCGGGAGAGCUGACACUGCCCUUCGGUCUUACCAGAGCAUUUAAGUGCAGAAUGUCAGGGUAAUAACUAGAUUGUCGAUAAACACGACGUUCAGUCAUCUGUGGACCAGCGUUUGUAAUUUCAUUUUUAGAAACAUUGUCAAAUCCACUCAUACUAACUGUUUCAUCCAAGUAGGAUGAGACUAAUUUAUACACGACCUUUCAGCGACGAUGAAGUGACCCUGAGAAUAUUCACCUGUUAACUAGGACCAGAUGGCAGUUAUAAAGGAGUUUAAGGGAUUAAAAUUGUGAUUAAGGUUAAGAACUAGAUUUAGAGUUUUCAUCACGAACUGACAUCAGGUAAAUGACUGGACAUUAUCUAGCCAGAUGGAUGAAUAAAGUUCACAUCAAAAUCCAAAACCUGUUAUUUUGUGUUUGGCUCAUCCACAAAUUAUAGUCUCGCUCCAAGUCGAAUCGGUAAAGAAAAGUGACAAUCAAUUUAGUGAGUCAUUUUGAUUUUGUAAAAUACCAAUUUCUCAACAUAAUUCCCAUUUCAAAUUGUGGGCACCAUAAUUCAUGUACAUUUGUAAUGAAAGCGUGUAUUCUUCAUUUAACUUGUUUGUACUUUAAGUAAUUUCUUACAUUUGAAUAAUUCCAUAUUUGCUCGUGUACACACUUUUUGUUAAAUUGAUUUAACUCACUAUGCAGCUAGCUUUUGCUGGCUAGUUACGCGUUAUUAGUAUCAAUAGAUGUAGCAAGAUUUAUUUGCUUACUUUUGGCGAGAUUUAAUAAUUCUUCAUUUCACAUAAUUAUAACGGUCUUUUAGUUGUAGUUCCUUUGAUUUACAACAGUUAAUUCUGGUAUAUGGCAUUGAAUCAGGGUUUGUGUAACUCAUUCGAAACCUUAUGCUGUCAACUUUUAGUUUCGAUUAUCAGAUUGUCUUCAUUUUACAUUUGUGUUUUUGGUAAUUAUUGUCAUUCGCUUUCGUCUCACACAUUCUACUCUUCACACUCCUUCAUGCUAAACACAAACCGGCACAUCUAUGUAAUUUUUGAUACUACUUCAUUUAAUGGCGUUAAUGCAAAUAUAUUCUUUCCACUGCAGAGUGAUAGAGAGUUAGUGUUGUGGAAAACCAAGCCCUGCGUAAAGUAAAAUUAUAAGAUGACACAAAAACUAUAAUUUGCAAAAUGCAUUCUUCUGAAUGUACCGCGUUAUUCGACUUUAGAAUACAAACCUUCCAUUCUCUCGCUUUGUGUUCUUUUAUGGUUCGUUAGUAAUCACUGUUUACUGCGCUGUUUCAGGCCUUUAACAAAUCCACAAUGAACAAUGGCAACACUUGUUACAUUUGAUGUCGAAGGACCCAGUACCUAUGCAUCUGAAAAAUAUGAUAAACUGCCACUAUUACUAGAUAAACUGGUUGCCGAUAACUCUGUCACUGCGAAAGCCCCUGAUCCUAGAAACUACUUUGAAGCACAUUUCAAAAAUUAUGAAUGCCCUUUUUUUCUGAAAAACUUCACCACCAGUACAUUUCGGCUAUACUUUAUUAUGUUUAGACGGCCAGACAGUACGGCAGGGAAUGGUUAGUGAGUUCAUGGUCAGUAAACUAUCAUCUCAUACUUGAAAGCUACUGGAUGGAUCUUUGUUGAAAACUUGUCUUCAUGCUCAAACUGUAUUCAGAUUAGGUAUUCUAAGCAGAUGGAAUCUGAAGUAACCUGGUAAUAGUCUUUCCACAAACUGUGAGUUCAUCAUCUCACCGUGGUGUGCUUUCUUUUCGGAUAAAAGCUUGACCAGGUAGUUGAUAUAACUUUUAUAAGUAGUCAAUAGGAUCCCCAAAAAUAUGCUAGCCGCUUAACAGCAAUUGUGCAGUGAACUCUUAUGGAUCGUCAGAUGAGAAGAAAAACAAUCGUUUAAUGUAUCCUAGUUAUGACACUGGGUUACUGAACGUCAGUCUACUAACCACUGCUCAUCAUGCUGUUUCAUUCUUCAGACAGUGGAAUAUAGGUAAAAUGAUCUAACGUAGAUAUUUUCUGCAACAAGAAUAUUCAUAAUUUACUUGCCAUGUGACCCAAAGCGGCCUCAAGGAUUGAUAGCUUACUCAGCAAAACAGAGUCCUGUAGUCAUUCUACAUAGUAUCAAGUGUUCAUAAUUUCUGUGAUCCACUGUUAUUGGUACCUCCGAAGCUAAAUAUAACGUUCAGCCUUUGGCAGGUUAACGUUUACUCUGAAGGUAGAUUGUUUGCUAGGGGAGCUGAAUGAGCAGCGUUUGUGAAAGAAUCUAGAACAGAGGUAAGUAAAACAAAAAGUCGACAGUAGAUUAAAUACAUAGGAUGUACUGACACUUAUUAAUGACGGUCUUAGGAAUAGCGUUUAUGCUUUGACUUGAUGUAGGGAAUAAGUUUUUUGUUUAGCUUGUGUAUACCUGUUGUGUCUUGCCAAAAUGCUGGUGUGGCUUUUUAUUAUGACUGGACGCAACGGUUUACUUUACCUUGUAUGGUGGACAGGGACUGGUAUUGCUCGAUAUAAGGAAGAAGGCAAAAAUGUUAAUGAAGAUUUAUUUAUGCAUAGACAAUAGAUCCUCUACAGCUUCAACCACUGAAUAAAAAUUACACUAAAUUAUUUAUGAUUUGCUUAUCUGGUAAGUUAAUAUGAAUAUAUUGAACUAAGCGGUGUUAGUAUAAAUUAGUCAGUAAAUAAAUCCAUGUAUACAAUCUAUAAUGUUAGUUGAUUUAACUGCACUAAACAUUACAGUAAAUUACCGAGCUCCACAUUUAAUUUUUUCUGACAAUAUUUCAAUUCUAAGUUAUGAUCCUAAUCUCAAAUGUUUGAUGUUUUCGUCGUUAAACCUGCUUCGGUUUGGGCACCCGGACAAUAUCACAGCCCUCACACAUGUCAAGUGAGGUUUGUGUGGCGCAUAUGUAUUUGGUGCCUCCAUGUACCAAUGUCUAUUUGUUAAAAUAAAAUAAAACUGAUUAUCUGUGUUUGGUAGUAAACACUUGGUGGUGUGUGACGUUCCUUUUCAGUUCGUCUAUGCUUUCAACGUUCUCCUUUGUUCUCUACUCUCAGUUCUUUUCUGCUAUCGGUUGCAUCUUCUUUGUUUUCUAUCUCGUCUUGAUAUGAGUAGGGGAAGUGUGAUAUGUUUUAUCGAUACAUGACUAUCAGGUCCUCCUACAUUGUUUCUGCCUGUACCCUUUUAUAUCUAUUAAAUUUCUCAGUAUUCUAUGGUGAUUCUCAAAAAUAUUUCAUGUUUUAGAUUUAGAUGACCAAUACUUGGAGCAUUCUUUGUUUAUCCAAAUUUUCCAGACAAUUAAAUGAUGUUUUUAAAAAAUCUUUAUCGAUAACUAAUCGUAUAAGUUUGAUUAAUAUUUACUAUGUUUUGUCACCUGGAGAAGUUCUUUCCACUCCUGUUUCUACUGUUUAUCAGAAAUUGGUUAAAAAGAUGCAAGAUAUAGUUGUACCAGAUACUGCUUUAUUGUAUCCUCUCCCAAGGAAGCAAUUUUUGGCUGAAUUAUGGAUUACCUCUGGGAAGCUGUUGGUGGUUCUUGAAUCUUCAUUAUUUAUUGAGGAUGUACCUCAUUCGGUAGACUUUCAAAAAGACCUCACGAUCGUAACUGAAUACAUAGCCAGUGGUGGGCGUGUUCUAUUGAUUUUAAAUACGACAGAGGUGAAUAAUUUCCCCUCAUCGAGUCUUGCUCAUUAUGCUUUACUUUCAAACGAAUCUCCUAAUCUGUUUGAAAACAAUUAUUCAUACUGGAAAUGGAUGUAUAAAGAUUCGAUUUUAACUGGUGGAUAUCAUCGCCUGGAACGUAAUAAUGAUAAGGAGGUUGAAGUUCAAAAGGAUCAACCAUUAAUUGCUAUUCUCAGUAUUGAUUGUUUGAAAAUCGAAGCAACACGUUUGGAAAAUGCGUUCAACCUUCUUGGGAUACCGUGUGUACCUUGUGUUGAUCUGGAAGACAAUACACAUGAUAAACUACUGUCUAAUUCCCUAUCCUCAGUUCAUUUAUCCGAUUCAAAGACUUUGUAUUGUUUUACACCGGACUCUGAGAAAAAGAAGAUCGUUAAUUUUCUCAUUACGGAAUUUUCAACGAAAUGCAAAAAAGAGAUUUCCUAUUGUUCUACUCUAUCUGAUCUUCCAUUGGGUUUCAACUGGAUAGAUUAUUUUUCAAAUCUCCAUACUGAACAUUUAGGUAAAUUGAUUGUUUGGUCUAACUCAAUGGAAUCUAGUUGGGAUUUCUGUCAACAGUAAGUCUAUUGUUCCUGGUUUCACUGGUUGCUUAAGUUCAAUACGUAAUGUAAACUAUGAAACCCAACGAUAUUUACAAAUACAUCAUAGUAAUCAUAACUAUAGGCUCACUGGUGGUUAGUUUUGAGAGGUGAUUAUCGGAAUUCUUGCGAAAAAGCCGUUCAGUGUUUCCUGGUUUCCAAUUGUUUACUAAUUAAGAUCAGUCUGUUAUGUAAAAUGUGAAAUUUCUUAUUGUUCAUUCAUUGUCGAUAAUUCUUUGAACGAAUCCAUCCAAAUUCUGGUCUGCUGGUAUGUUCUAAUAUUCAAUCUAAAGGGAAAGGUCGAGGAGAGAAUAAGUGGAUUAGUCCUGCUGGACAAGCUGCAUUUACAUUCCAUUUAACAUUAUCCACUUCCAAUAGUCAAAUGUUUAUGAAUUGUGUGACUUGUGUACAACAUAUUGUAGCGUUGAGUGUAGUUUUGGCUUGUAGACAAUUAAUUGCUGAACAUUUAGAGAUCAUUUCAGGUGAUACUAAUUUUUGUGAUAUCAAUGAAGAAUUUCUUGUUGAUCUUCAAUAUCAUGGACCUAAAAUCCUUAUUAAAUGGCCAAACGAUAUUUAUGUUGUCGAAAAUAUUAAUUGGUGUAAUAAUCAAGAUGUCAGUUCGACGCUUUUGCAACAAAAUAUUAUUGGAAAAUUGGCUGGUGUAUUAGUUCAUUGUCGUUUAGUUGAUUCAAAUCACGUGGAAUUAUUGAUUGGCUGUGGCAUUAAUGCAUUCAAUGAACUACCUACGAUAUGUUUAGAACAUGUAUUGAUCAAAUCUCAUCCGUGUAAUAAGAGACCAACAUUUUCAAUUGCCAAGUUAAUUUCACUUGUAGUAAGUUACAUUGAAAGAAUAAUCACGAGGAUUUAUAAUCCGAAUUCAAAUUAUGAUCUUGGAUGGGUGCUUCACUUAUACACGAAAUGCUGGAUUCAUACUAAUCAAAAAGUUCAACUUUACGUCAAUCCAACGUUGAGUGAAAAUAACCCUGGCGUAAUUGAUCAACAGCAUUCAACUGAUACGAAUACCUACCGCAUAGUUGGAUUAGAUAAUUAUGGUUAUCUAUUAGUAGAAGAUAUAUGUACUGGGAUUCGACAUAAGUUACAUCCAGAUGGCAAUUCAAUGGAUAUGAUGCGUGGUCUAAUUAUUACUAAAUAAAAAAAUCUAAUCCAAAAAGUGAAAUGUCCUCUUUUGUUUGAAAAUUCAGUCCAAUUAGAACUGUCAUAUGAUUAGCUAACCAACUAACUGCCUUUCACUCCAUAUUCUAGUCAUUUUUAUAUGCUCAGAUUUCUUCACUUAAUAUAUAUGACCAUUUAAGGGAAAACAAUGUUAUUCGCUUAUAUGUGUAGUUCUAAAUAUGUAUUCAUCUCCUUUUGUUGUGCUUAAUAGUACUAUAUUUGGGUAAUGACUUGAAACAAGACGGUUAUGUGAGUGUUGUGACUUGAACUAAAUACUGAUUACUACUACACUGGUAAAACUGUUAUUGGCUACUUACUGCAAGGAAACGAGACUACUAUGUGGUUGCAAAGUAAAAAACAAGAUCGUGGAAGAAGAUUGAUUUAUUCAUCAAUCAUUAAUUAAUACGGCAUCCGCAAUCGUAAUCAUAAUAAUCUGAUGUGUUUAUAUAAUUUGCAAAAUCAAUAUAUUGACUGUCAAAUGUUACUCAGGGAUGAAUUAUAUGUUUGUUUUCUUUUUGACAAUUUUUUUAUUUGAAGAAAUAUACAUUUUUUGUGGUCAAUAUUUUGGAAUGUUUUCAGUUAUUUUAAUAAGUAAAUAUAAUAAUGUACUUCUGAUCCGAUCGUGUUUUUCUUUUGCCUGUGAAUAAAAAAGUGGUUCAAAUGGCUGGUUAGAAUUUAAAUACCCAAACGUUUCAAGCACUAAUUUCCAUUUUUGUAAUGAAAUUGGAUGUAAUCUUCCAGAGGGCUAAUUGGAAACAACAUUGCGUUGUUGAACAGUAGUAUUAAUAGUAGUGUACGCUGUUAUUUGUUGAUUUGCUCAAUUUCUAUGCCAGUGAGCUUCUAUCUUUUAUAACUGGUGUGCUAUCACCGGUUCAGAACCGA